Molecule: messenger RNA, 1671 nt
Organism: Diutina rugosa
Lineage: Eukaryota; Fungi; Ascomycota; Pichiomycetes; Serinales; Debaryomycetaceae
Exons: 1
Coding region: 1-1671 (556 amino acids)
Source: RefSeq, a predicted model, not a curated record
AUGUUUGAUGAUAUCCCACCCUUAGAUGACCCUACCCACCACCCCGAGCCCUAUCCCCAGAACCCGACCCAGGUGACCCCUCAGCUGGCCCCCGCCGCCAACCAUGGCUACUUCCCGUAUAUGAUGCCUCCCCAGGAGCCCGAGCCCGUGUUUGACCCCCCGCUGCUGCUGUACCCGCUGUAUCUGGUCCCCGGCGCCGGGGCGACGCUGUUUGUCGCCGGCGGCGCCAGCGUCGACGACUUGCGGGGGGCGCUGGUGCCGGCGCUGGCGCUGGCGCCGCUGCUCGUACAGGCGCCCCCGGCGCCCCAGCUGGUGCCUCUGGGACCCAUACCCCCCAGACCACCCCUUAAUGAAGACAGCUACCUGCUGUACUCGCUGAUCCCCACUUACCCCCACGAGGACGGCGCGGCGCUGGCGCCGCCCGUGGCUGCCCCGGCGGCGGUCGACCCUUACUACAUGCCCGAGUACCAGCUGUUUCUGGCGCCCCAGGUGCCUCAGGCCUACUACGGCGGCGCCUACCCUCCGUCAGAGUGGAGCCAACCACCGCUACUGCAUCUGAUGCCGCCGGCGCCACCGGCGCCACCCCACUCGCUAAUGGCGCCGCUGGGGUUCGUGCUGCCGCUGAUGCUGUCCCAGUUCUAUAGUGGUGACCAGACGACGCCGCUCCCGACCCCAAACAAGCAAGAAGCCGUCGACUCCUACGACCACUUCACGUUCGACCCCGUCAUGGGGCCUGUGGCCACCAUCAACCCCCACCACCACCAGCCGCCGAUGGCGCCUCAAGCGCCGCAACAGGUGCCCCCACAGGCGCCACCCCAAGCGCCCGCAGCGGUGCCGCCACAAGCAGCGCCCAGCCGCACCACAGCGCUGGCCAUCGUCCACACUCCCGGCGGCCCCCGUCGCUACCGAGUCAUCAGAGGCAUGCUGGCCGGCGGCUCGCUGACCCGACCACCGAAAGUGGCGCCGGGCCACCCCGACAUGCUGUAUGUGCUUGUCGACUUGCAAAUCAACGGCGCCCUGCCCCAAGAGUUGUGCUACCCGCAGUGGCUGGAAGAAGAGAAGCUUGACCACCGCCGCAUCAUCAGAAUCGAGCGCAUCCAACAAGGAAACAAGCUCAUCGCCAACUUCUCCAUCGUCGGCGCCGCCAACGACCACCCAGUGACGCUCGCGCUGCCUGAGCCAGGAGUAGACGUCGUCGAAGUGCUGUGUCUCGAGUGCAGCGUGCGCUCGUCGGACGACCCCGAGCUGAGUGACGACGAAGACCCCCACAUCAAAAUCGAGGGCGACCGCGCCUACCAGUACUACAUCACCCUGGUGGAAGUGAUUGAGAUCGUCGAGCUCUUGAUCGGCACCCAGGCCAAGGACAGCGCCGAGCGCCGCCGCGAGCGCGGGCGGGUGCGCCUGAACUUGGUCCCCUUCUGGCUGAAGCGGCCCAUCAGCCUGAGGAUGAACGAGCCGCUGGCGCUGGCCCACCAAGGCAACCAUACCAAUCUCGACUUCCGCGUCGAACUCGCCAAGCGCAUCAUGGGCUACGAGAUCCGUAAGCCCCGCGGGUUCGAUAAAGAAGUGAGAAUCUUGCGGUGGGACAAGUUGGUGCCGGCUUUGAAGCGGGCGUUGCAGAGCUACUACACCGAGAUUCCUCCCCACGAGGCCGACCAGCUAUACGGCUAA